GAUUUUAUUUUUUUUUUUCCCCGUGGACGGUGUUUGGUGGAUGUUUUGUUUUUGAAUACUGUGUGUGUCUUUACGGUCGUUUGGGCGUUUCUGCGUGUUUGCCCGUCAGCCACCGUAGGCUGACGGGCGUUUAACUUUCGUUUCUGUCAAAGUGCGCGUGAAUUUCCUUCCGCAAACGCUCAGCUGUCUCAUUGUAGCGUCAACAUGGCGGAAGUGGACCUCUCUCUGCUUAGUCUGGAAAGCGAGCUGACUUGCUGUAUCUGUCUGAGCACUUUUGACUGUCCGGUCACCAUCCCUUGUGGACACAACUUCUGCCAGGCGUGCCUUCUCUCCACCUGGACGGAAGUGUACGACUGUCCGCAAUGUCGGACCCACUUCGCCGUCAAGCCGGAGCUGAAGAAGAACACCGUCCUCAGCACGGUGGUGGAGACCUUCAAAGAGCGUUCGAGCAGGAGCGAGAAGAUUGUCUUCAAAGAAGAAAGCAGUGUGAAAGUGGCCAAACGUGACAGGGUUUGCUGCGAUACGUGCAUGAAGUCACAAGCGGCCAAAACCUGCCUCACCUGCAUGGCGUCUUUCUGCGCCGAGCACCUGCGACCACACCACGACAAUCCGGUGUUCCGCGUCCACCAGCUGACUGAGCCCGUUGGCGACCUGUCGGAACGCAUCUGCCAGGACCACCGCAGGCCCAUGGAUAUCUUCUGCCCUCAGCAUGGACGCCUCAUCUGCAUCCUGUGCCUUCAAACAGUGCACAAAAACUGCGCACCUAUCUCUCCUGACCAGCAGAGGAUAAUUCAAGAGUCUGAUUUGAGAAAAAAGUUGGAUUUUGUGGAAAAGAAGAUCAAACGGAAUGAGACCGUCAUAUCUGAAAUGACAGACAUGCAGCGCACCCUGAAGGACAAGGCUCAGUACAUGAAGACGAACAUGGCUGUUGACUAUCAACAGAUCAAAGACAUGCUGGUCAGUGAGGAGCGUGACGCUAUGGGCUUACUGGACCAAGAGCUGACAUCUGGUCAGACCAAGCUCAAGGUUCUCAUUAAGCGGUUUUCAGACAAUAUCAGUAACUUGACCAAAUCCAAAGAGGAGAUCCAGAAUCUGCUAUAUCAGUCACAAACUGUGGCCUUUCUGCAGGCUUCAGUUAACCUGCCCAAAGCUGCAGCUUUUGAUCCUUAUGCCCCACAAAUCAAUUUGGAUUCCCCGAAGUUGAAAGCAGCCCAAGAGUUUACUGUUCAACUGAAGGAAGAGCUGCGUCAGAUCCAUAAUCAGCCGUAUGACGCUAGAACACCCCUGAUUAAAACAGAGAAGAAGACAGAGGAGAGCGUCCCUCCAAGACGUCCUAAAAACAUCACCCUGCCAUCUGUGCCGGCAGCCAAGCCGGUUCGUGUCAACGCUGACAUGAAAACACAUCACAAACAAAAAAAGAGCUUAGUGCUGUUGAAAGACGGCAAGGAACGUAUGAAAAAAAUGUCUCAUUCCAUGGAGCAUCUCCUUGAGAUUGAUGUCGGGCAAAAAAAAGGCAGUGUCCAAGCUUCUGAGCCCAAAGAAAAAACAGAAGCAGUGGGCCCUCCUGCAAAUAUCACAUCUGCUGAAAAAAGACACAACCUUUUGAAGUACAGCCGGGAGCUCACUUUUAACCCACAGACGGCGCACAAACGCCUGAUAUUAUCUGAGGGCUUCACCGCGGUAUCUGUGUCCAGCCAGCCUGAACCUGCAAAGUACCCCGACUGCCCUCAGCGCUUCUCCGUGUGCUCGCAGGUGCUCGCUUCUCAGGGUUUCACAAAAGGGCGCCACUACUGGGAAGUUCGAAUUAAUAACAACAACUUCACCGGCAUAGGUUUGGCUUAUCAUAGCAUCGACCGCAAAAGUCCCGCCAGCCGACUGGGCCGCAACGGCCAGUCUUGGUGUGUGGAGUGGUUUAACAUCAAAUUGUCGGCUUGGCACGACGGCAAGGAGGUUGUGCUUGACAAUCCCAACCCAAAACGCGUUGGCGUGUUGUUGGAUUUAGACGCAGGCUCGGCUACGUUCUACAACGUGACAGACAGGGCGUAUCCCUUCUACUCUUUUGUGUUCCCCUUCACUGACGCAGUGUUUCCAGCCUUCUGGAUUUUCUCCAGUGAAUCGUUGAUUUCGCUCUGCAAGCUGCAUGCGUAAGAACGUAUGAUUGACAUUCAUUACAGUCCAAUUUGCAAAAUCCGCAUUUAAUCAAACACGGCUCAUUUUUUGUUCUCUUCAAAGUGAAGAGACCAGCCCUUCAUGUGAGCCUGUCACAAGUUGAGCAUUUAAGUGACACUUCAGCGCUUUUGGGUCGGAUAGGAGAGUUAUACACUGUAUUCUUUAUUGCUUUCUUCUUAUCCGAUCCAGUAAAUGUGGUUGGUAUCAGGCCGAUACUGAUCAUUAGCAUUAGACUGGACCAUCCCUACUUAACGCUUUAUAAAGCUCAGUAAUAAAUAAUACACUGGAACCUUGGUUAGCGUCUUUUUUGGUUAACGUUGAAAAUGUACCCCACAAUUUUGCCUCUGUUUGCGUACAUUUUCCGGUUAGCGUACACGUCUUGUCCUAUUAUUUGUACACUGCGUGAGUGCAACUGUGUUCUUCAUGUAUUUUUUAUCUUUGUUAGCAUCCUUAGCUUGCAAACAAAAAUGGCAACUGGAAGUCAGCCAUGUCGCCCGUCUAUGACGUCAUCAGUGCUUGACUCCCAAAAGCGUGAACACAAAACACUUUUUUAUAGUUUUGAAAUGAUAGUGUUGCAUGUAGAAAACAAUUCUAAAUGCAUAUGCAGUGUUUCUUCGUUUAUCGCGGGGGGUAGGUUGCCAAAAUAGCCUGCAAUAAGUGAAAUCCGCAAAGUAGCCAACUUCAUUUUUCUACAUUGAUUCUCUAUGUUUUAAGGCUGUGAAACCCCUCACCAUCCACUUUACACUUUUCUCAGACGUCAACAUUUUCUCACAUUUCUCUCGUUUAAACACUCUCAAAAAAGUUCAAACCUUUGUUUGAAUUUUAAUGAUCAACACAAGAAAUGAAGUCACUCACGCAUAUUUCACUCCUGCGAUCGGGCCUUUUUUCGUCCUGGCGCUGUUCCGCUGUACUGUAGCGUUUUUGUAUCCUUAAAACAUAUUGCUGCAGACAACCCGAACAUUCAUUUACAAGCUAGCUAGCAAGCAAGCAACCUAGCGAUGACACAGGAGACAUGGCGGGAUGGCACAAAGGAGAUUGGUUGACAAUGAUUUACAGCCAAUCAGGACACGGAAAACAAUGGGCGGUGCAGACAGACAGAAGAGAUAGAUAUUCAGCUUCCCACAAUGCAGUUCUUCUUAAAGGGCCAGGCUCGGCAUGUAACGGAGUUCAAACGCUGUAAUAAAAAAGAAGCACUAAAAAAAAUCAGCGAAUCCGCAAAAGGUAAACCGCGAUAGAGCGAGGGAACACCGUACAUGACAAAUGAAAGGGACAAAUGAAGGGACCGUUAGGGUAAACCUAACAUUUAAGGUUAGGUUUACCUGCAUGAAAGACACAAUGUGGCAGCGAGAGACCACACGGACACCGUCUUGCUGUUAUUCAAGUUCUUUCUUGACCAACCAAGGUUCCACUGUAGUUAGCGCUGGUAAUGGUGUUAAAAAUAACGGUGUUACUAACGCUGUUGUAGUUUUCCAGGGAUGGGCAAUCCAAUGACUGACUAUUUCAAACAUUGCAACAGUGUUUCCGUUACCAACCAUGAAAUGCGGCAGGUUAUUAUGCACUGAUAUUUUGUAGCAAAGCUGGACGGUGCUUCAGUCGCCAUUGUUCACUACUACAAGACAGGAAGCUAAAUAGAGUCAACAACAGUUGCGGUUGCUCACGCUCAAGAAAUGCUGCCCCCUGGCUUCAUCAUAACAGUCUUGAAUAAUGAUUGGGAUUGUUGUCUGACUGUUUUGUGUGUCCAAGGAGGCGUGUGACCUUACCAAAGUUAAUGUUUUAUCUUUUAUUGAGCAAGAGUGGAACCCAUUUAAAUUGCGCAUGUGUCUUAUCAAGUCCUGGUCCACCGUGUUCUUCUUAUUACCAAAAAGUGCCUGCUUAAGCAGACAUGGCACAUACUGCACACAGUCAGCUGCUUUUCUCAAUGUAAAAUGUGCGAUCCAAAAGGUUCAGUUCUAUGAAAAACGUGCCUGUUUGUCAACACGUGUUGUAGUAUUGUCGUCAUUGUCAUCCCUCACGUGUUUUUGCAAAAGCAGAUCUGCGGUUAUGUCAAAAUCAAUAAAAAUGGCUGUUCUUUCAUCCCCCUUUCCGCAACUAAAAAAAAGUAGAAAAGCAACUUCUUUAGGUUGCAAAAUCCUUUAUUACCGCCCAUUCUCCUUGUGUCUGUGGCCAAAGUCACAAGCGAAUGUGCACGCAAUGGCUAAUUUCGCUGAUGUCGACGCGAUCAGCCAAACCGAGGGAUGUCGAUUUAAACGGGUUCUCCUCAGCAGGGAUGGUGUUGGUUAACAGGGGUCAUGGGACCGUAGUUAUGCAACCUUCUUACUAUGUCAUGCCAAGUCUUAAAAUGUCAAAUUGUGGACCAGUGUCUUUUCCUCUUGUUGAAGGAUGGCGGAAUCAUUCACACUUUUUGUAUACGUGAACAUUAAAGGUCACCUCUGGAGGGCGCAAGAACCUUAAGUUCUUGGGUGAUGCAACUCGGAGGAUUCAUAAAGAUUAAUAAAGAAAGCUUUUGCCAUGACAUUCCACACAUACAUUGUUGUUAUGGGGGCUUAUUAAAAGCGUACAUACCACAUAACAAGGACUGUUUGAAUUGACUUGAAAUGGAACUCACAUUUAUGUGUACGAGGCCGUUAUAAAGGCGUUCCAUUAUAGUUAGGGGUGUACUGGGACUCUUGAGCCUCACAGUGAACAUUCCGUCUUGUCACUUCGGACCAGUGGACCUACUCGAUUGAGAGAUAACUACAAUAUCUCUGCUUGGGGGCUCACAUUAGGGCCAAGUAAAUAUUGGUUAUCGCAUCCUAUGCUAUCCGUGAUCCGUGAGCUCAUCGGGCACUAACACGUAGGUGUCACAAAUGGGACUAGGAUCCCGUAUAGCAAGGAUCUUGACCGGUUCUAAGUCAGUCGUACGCGGUGCUUAUAAGGAGUGAUUUUCCUUCUAUGAUUUUCACCUCCGAUAAUUGUAACACAUUUGAAUGUUACUGUAUUAUUCUGACGCUCAAAAAUAAAGUCAUUAAAUCUGAAUAAAUUCUUCAUCGACUUCUUCCAUAACGAGUGGGUAAGUCUUGUUUUUUCGUGACAUGAGAUAGUUGUUAGUAGCUAGGAAAGGUUGCAGGAACUUACAGGAAACUUACAGGAAAAUCAUCAAAACAGUAUGAAAUAAUGAUUGCAAUUUGUGUUGUCUCACUGUUUUGUGUGCAAGGUUUGGCUUUAUUUUUUUAUUGCACUACUUUACAACUACUGUAGUCACCCCUGUAAUAUGUAUGGGCCAAAGUGUGCAAAGGCACGAGGAGUGGCAACAUCACAUUCUGUGUAACAAGAGAUACUCUGCUACUGUGUUACCGUGUUGUGCUCAAUCAAGUUGGUGUUCUUUUUCACUGCCCGAUUGAAUUUGUGCUUUACGUUUACUCUUGUUCUUUUAUCAAUUGAUUCAAGAUGGGUUAACUUUCAGGCAAUGGGAUUCCAUCCAUCCCAUCCGUUUUCUAUGCCGCUUCUCCUCAUUAGGGUCGCGGGGGGAUGCUGGAGCCUAUCCCAGCCGAUUUAGAUUUUUUUGUGUGUGAUUUUGAAUGUGUAAUGGUUACAUUACAUGAUGGUUAGAACUGGGGACAAAUGCAUGAUAAAAUCAUAAAAUAAAGCAAAUGUUACAGCAAAUGCUUUGAUCUGACACUAGUCUCUAGUGAAUGGAGCAUCAUGAACAACAACAUGGGCAGUGAUCAUUUUCCUAUUUUAUGUUCAUGUUGGCUUCCAUGUCAUUUGAACCCUUGGACCGAUGUGUAAAAAUUUGAACCAAAACCUUUACAUUGAGCCUGCAACUUUUUAUAAUGACCAGCAGAGGGCGACAAAGCACUGCAAAAGGAAGCCUACCUCACUUACUGCAUUCUCUCAGUUAAGAUUUGUUUAAUAUCCAAUCCACUUUAUUUAUAUACCGGAGCGCAUUUUAUCAACACUGUUUCCAAAGUGCUGCACAGACUAGUAAAAGUACACAUUUUCUACAGUAAAAAGUAAUACAAAUAAAAACAUAUAUUUAAAAUAAGUAAAACAAUAAAAGCAAUAAAUACAAGAAGUAAAAAGAAAAACCUAGGAUAAAUAAUACCAGUUAAAACUAAAAAGAAAAGAAUAAAAGACACAAAGGCCCACACACCUCACGCCGAGUUAAAAAACAGAGAAUAAAAGUGGCUUUUAAGAUGAGACAACUGUGGGGGCCGUU
Dunckerocampus dactyliophorus (ringed pipefish) is the source of this 6367-nucleotide messenger RNA. RefSeq names its product tripartite motif containing 25 (gene trim25). The transcript has 8 exons. Gene Ontology annotation, molecular function: protein binding; zinc ion binding. Bases 205 to 2148 code for a protein of 647 amino acids. The record is from RefSeq and is a predicted model, not a curated record. Lineage: Eukaryota; Metazoa; Chordata; Actinopteri; Syngnathiformes; Syngnathidae.